Molecule: messenger RNA, 4894 nt
Organism: Diachasmimorpha longicaudata
Lineage: Eukaryota; Metazoa; Arthropoda; Insecta; Hymenoptera; Braconidae
Exons: 6
Coding region: 751-3357 (868 amino acids)
Cellular component (GO): endoplasmic reticulum
Molecular function (GO): lipid binding
Source: RefSeq, a predicted model, not a curated record
AUUUGAACAGUUGAACAAGUACGAACGGAGCCCCCCUCUCUCUGUGUACCACAUUUUCUGCUAACUAUUAAUUAGACAAUUAAAUUAUUGAGCUAUAAACGAUUCCCUAUCAACAUGGAGUGAAGCUCUUGCAAAAUAUCUUUUUUUACUAAUCUGUCGACCAAACUCAUGUCGGAUUUUUAAUUAUCUUUGUCCCAGCGACGUCCCGACCAAUCACAGACGUCAAGAUCAUCUGUCAUCACAUGAAAACAAGUCGCACACGAGUUCCACAAAUUUGCGAAUCUAGAUAAAUUUAUCCAUCGGCUGGCAAUGUUUUGCAAUGGUAAAAACUCCACUGUCAGGGUCAAAAUUCAUUCGUUACCCUGGCAAAGCGAUUGUCCGUCACUCACACAGUUUUACCCGGUGAAAGUUCAGUGAUGCAUUAACAAUGGUCAAUCUAUUACGCCGCGUAAUAACAAAUGUUCUCCGCUGAUAUCUCGUAUUAUGUGAUGCAACGAGACCAGUCACACGUCAGUACUCAUUGGGGAAAGACGUGAAUUGUUAUUCCCAGAUGAAUGUCAUCGGUGUUGACUCAUUCGUCAGGAAAAUGUGAGGUCUGGUAGUGGUGAGGACAAAUUGUGGGGAGAAUAAUUUGCGUGUUGAAUCGAUAUAAUCGUGUGUGAUGAUUUAUAUUGAGUGUCAGUUUGGCUUAAUGACGUGUUAGAGAGGUUUUUUCAACGUUGCUAGAAGUUGAGAGGAUUUUUCUUUGUCAUGGCUAAGCAGAGCCCGGGGAAAAUGACUUUGGGGAUGAUGAAAGGUAAACCAAUUACCACAUCUGUCCCUGUAAUUCGUUACCACGCGAGUGAUGAUGAGCUGGAGGAACUCUAUCCCAGUACAGACGAUGACAAACCAGCCUCCGAGAAGACAACACCGAACUCCAGUCCCUUCAAGACUGCUAAAUUAAAAUCCGACAGUAAUAACGAUAGCAGUGAGGAUAUCUUAGAUAAACGUUCCUCCAGUCUCGAUUUUUCCGAAGGGACACCCCCGUCAGAUCCCUGGAAAAUGUUGUCAGACAUUCGUGGAAAAAUCACAAAGACCUUUGAGGAAAAGCUCUCGGAGAUAAAAAGUGAGAAAAAAGAUAAGGGAAAAGGGAGAAGCAGAGAAAAUUCCAGCGUCAGUGAUCCCGAAGAUUUGGGGGAUAUUACCCCCACUGAGGAUGCCGUUUCCGAUAAUCCAGUGGCAGAAUCCUCUCCGUGUGUAAAGAGACGAGGUCACUCCUCGAGAUUUCGAUUUUCUUCAAUAAAAACGGGAUUAAAAACGAACAACCGUGAGGACAGUGUUGAAAGUGGUGUUGAGGCAGCUGAAAUUGUAGAAAUCGACACAGUGACCUUCUCCGAGGCAUCGAGUGACCAAGCAACCACUCGAGUGGCCACGGCUAGAAUGGUGAAAGAACUGUCCCCAAGUAUCUGUGCAACGAAAUCCCAAAAUGAAAGUGUUAAAAAACCACACGUGAUUUUCAACGAAUUAAAGACGAGUAUAUUGUAUCGUGCUGUUCUACUACCACUUAUCCUCUUAACUUUUUACGUAAUCCCAUUGCCUCAGUACAUAAUGGGACUCUUAGCUGGUAUUUUCAUUGCUGUAUCUGUACAGAGGAUAAUUGCCAAAGUGGCUGAGGUACUGCAGAUGCCAGUGAAAAAAGAAAAUGAGAUUGAGUCACUAAUUUCUGUGCUGGAGAUUCCGGCAGUUGAGGAGCACGCCGUUGUCGAGAGGUUUGAGGGCUGGCUAAAUGAAUUACCCCGUGAUUACGAUCCUGAGAACUACCAUGUUGCGAGAACAAAUGCAGUUUACUUCAAGCUAGAGGGAGAAACUUUGAGAAUCAUGGAGACACGGACGAGGAUUCCCAAGAGGGCUGUCUGGAAUGAGACCCAGCCCACUGCGAGGUACACUAGGAAAAGGGUUUACUCGUUGGUAGGGGCGACUGUGGAAUUGCUGCCUGAGGGACUGACCAGGAGGCGAAGGUGGAGUAAAAAGUAUCCCAUUUGCAUCACAUUUUCACCUGCAGGGAUUGGGGAGAGUGUAGUGAUGGAGACACCGUCAGACGACGAAAUUCAAGAUUCUGAGAAGGAGAAGGAGAGGGUCAUUGUUGAAGAGGACGAGACUGACGAGGAUGUCUCGUUGUCGAAGGAUGCCAAGGACGUCUUCGAGGACUGCCAAGAUGAGGAGGACGAGGCUAGGUUCAAGGUCUUUGUUUUUGGGAGGACAGACAGGCAGAAGGAAGAUUGGUAUAGACGGCUGGUAUCGGUCGCUAAAGCAGCUAACAAGCGGAACUCAAUACCGUCCACCAAAGAGUUGACGAUAUCAUCGAGCUCUUCGUCGUUGUCGCAGACCAACGGGGAGGGGAAAAAUUUUACUUUGAACAAUAUAGAUGCCCCACCAGAACUGAAUUACAAUUCGUACAUGUCCAAAUAUACUGAUAUUCAGUCAACUCCAACGGAUUCCAAUAUAGCACCAAAAGACAACGAUAUUUUAUGGCUCAACGCCCUGUUCGGUCGUAUUUUAUUCGACAUGCACAAAUGCCCAGACAUGAUAAACGUGAUCCAGGAUAAAAUUCAGAGGAAGCUGUCGAACAUCAAACUACCAUACUUUAUGGAGAGUUUAAUGAUAUCAGAAUUAGUGAUAGGCCAAGGUGCGCCAUUUAUUCACAAAGCCAGUAAGCCGACUAUUGAUGCCCGUGGAUUAUGGAUUGACUUGGAUAUUUCGUAUGACUGCGGUGUGACGAUGACUGUCGAAACAAAGAUUAAUCUGAUGAAGCUUACAAAGGCGGGGUCUGUAUCCAAUAAUUCCAAUGACAGCGGAGGAAAUGAUAAGCCAACCCCUGCCCGGUCUCCCAUGUUCGAUAGUGAUGUGGAGGACAGUCCAGAAACGUCCACCGAGGAUGAGGAAAGCAUUCCAGUGCCAGCAGCUUCUAGGGAAUCAACACCAACACAGUCAUCCGGUCGAAAAUUUCUCAGCAUGGUUGAUAAAUUAGCGGCAAAUAAAUACUUUCAGCAUGCUGCUGAGUUGUCAUACGUUCGUCGGGCCAUGGAGGGUGUAUCUAACACCGAGAUCCGGUUGAUGGUCAGUGUGUCAAGCAUUGAAGGCUGUUUAUCCAUUAACAUUCCACCCCCACCGUCCGAUCGUUUGUGGUACGGUUUCAAACCAAUUCCAAAAAUUAAUUUAGAUGCGAGACCAGCAGUUGGUGAGCGCGCAGUCAAUAUUGGAUACGUAACUAAUUGGAUAAAGACGAAAUUACUGAAGGAAUUUGAUAAAGUGGUUGUACUUCCGAAUAUGGAUGAUCUUGUGAUACCAUUAUGCCCGAAUUUUCCAUACGUGCGUUGAUUGAUUUCCCGGGGUAAUUACGUGGGAGAUUGACAGAAUGAACAUGAAGCACAUUUUGACUUCGACACAUCAUUACAUUGAUAAAAUGAGCUAUUGCUGCGGACUCUUCAUUUUUGGCACAUUCCGUAUUUUGCUUUCAAACUUGUCCACUAAGUGGUUAUUCCACACUCUAAUUGCAUAAAUGGUUAAAUCAUCGACAUUAUUUUAUUAUAUUUUGUGAUCAGAAUGUGGGGAAAACCUUUUGCAAAUCGUUAUAUGUGUCAAAAAAUGAAGAGCUUCCAUUGUGUCGAUGUUAAAGUAAAUCAAAAAUCACUUUACGGAUUCGUUCCGAGACAGUAGCGAGAGGAAAUCAGUUUGAACUCAAUGGUAAGAUUAUUUUACAAGUAGAUUGACGAUUAAUAGGGUUCGAAUUUUUUUAUACGAUGCAGACGUCUCUCUCCACUGCAAAUUUAUGAACGGAUGAUUUGUGAGUGAAUUUUUAGAUCGUCUUCUCUUACUACUUGCCCUCUAUAUUGAUCUCAAUGCUCGUUAAUAGCCAAAAGCCGCGUAUGUUUUAUCACAGCAUAAUUCACCAUGCGUUUACGAAAUUCCUAAAGACUUAAACAUUUAUGGAGUUGAGUGGGGUAAGAUAUGCUCUAUGAAAUUUUUAUAGCCAAAAGAAAAUAUUUUAUGGCUGAGAGAAUGUGACCGGGAAUAAGACUCGAUUGGGUGGAGUACAUUCAAUCAAUUUGCUCAUGUUUAGAUUAUCGUUUGUAUUAAACGAAAAAAAUGAUAUUGAGAUAUAAUCACCUAUUUUUUUAUUUCACUUAGCUGUAAAUUACUUGAUUGUGACAACUGUUCAUUUCGGAUUUUUCUUUUCAUGUGAUAUUUUUUCUAACCGUUAUAGUUCCGUCGAACGUAUAAUCAUGUGUGUAGAUAUUGUGAUGAUCGGUGAUUUUAUUACCUAUUCAAUGAUAAACACAGAGUUUGCAACGAAUACUUAAGUGAAUAUUCGAUUUAUCAAAUUAACUUAUUUCGUAUUUUUUCUAUUUCAAAUAUUUUUAUCAGUCAGUUGAAUUAAGUUUUUACCUUAUUCGACCACUGUUCGCUUAGUUAGAAAUUAUAAUUCGUGAGUGAGCAGCAGCUUUAUGUAUUAAAUGUGAGAAGUGCGUAAAUUUUUUGCUGGACCAAAAUCAUUGCGUGGGGAUCAGUGAAGAAGCAAUAAACUAUAAAAGCCAAAGGAUUAUUAAAGCUUCAAUUCGGAAGCAAAAAUUAAAAAAGUAAUAUAUUAUAGUAGUGAGAAGUUAAUGGUGAUAAAUGACUUGGACGAUGUGACUCUUGAGUAUUUUCGCUGUUGUAUGAUGAUUAUGAGGAUGUGAAAUGCUAAUGUAAAAUAAGGCAAUUGCCCUUGUGAGCGAGAUAGCGUACCGGGCAAUUGUAAUUUCAAGACAAAGGUAGCUGUUUUCUACGUCAUUUCUCGCCUUCUUCAUGCGUGUUUUUCAUGUAUUUGUUAUAAGGAAAAAAAAACAAUAAAAUAUUAUAUAUAUUUGUUGAUGAA